AGCUUCUUUGCUUCUUCCGUCAUCUCACCGACUCUCUCUCUCCUCUCUCUUCUGCAUCUCAUUGAACAACAAUGGACGCCAUAACCAAAUUCUCAGUUUCUCACCGACCCUUAAUCCACCGUAUAGAUUAUUAUAACAGAUCAUUUUUCUCUAAACCCAUUUCAUCUUUCUCAUUUCCAUCUAUACCUUCACCGUCUUCCCGGAAGUUCACCAUAACUUUAACCUCUGCAACCCCUAAACCCCAAUUAACCACUCAAACCCUAAACCCAUUCCCUUCCUCUCUCCUCAAAGCCACCGUCCUCGCCGCCGCGACAUCUAUCGCGACAACCGCCCUCUUAUUUGCUAGGUUUAAUCUCAAACCCGCAAUUGCCGCUCCCAUCCUGCCGCCGUCGUCUGCAUCUGAAGAAAACUUAUCCGAAGACGAGUCGUUACUGGAGAAAGAGAAGUCUCUCCAAGCCUACGCAGAUGAAAACCCUAACGAUGUUCAAGCACUAAAGUAUCUCAUGGAAGCCAAAGUGAAGAACCAGAAGAUUGACGAAGCUAUUACCAUCGUCAAUCGGUUGAUAGAAUUGGAGCCAGAAGAAGAGGAAUGGCCGUUGUUGAAAGCACAUAUGCAUUUCAAGAACGACCAAGCUGAAAUUGCGUUGAAAGGGUUUAGUGAAAUAGCUUCAAAGGAUCCUCUUCGUUCGGAAGCUUAUCAUGGUCUUGUAAUGGUGGCUUCUCAAUUAGAAUCUGAGAAAGAAAUGAAGUCGAUUGAGGAGAGAAUAUUGGAAGCUAUUGAGAUUUGCGAGAGAGAUGAGAAGAAGAAAGAAGCUAGGAAUUUGAGGCUGUUGAUUGCUCAAAUUCGGGUUAUUGAAGGUGACUUUGAUGGAUCAUUGAAGAUUUAUAAGGAGCUGGUUGAAGAUGAACCUAGAGAUUUUCGACCAUAUCUUUGUCAAGGUAUAAUUUACACAUUGUUGAGGAAGAAAGAUGAAGCAGAAGAACAAUUUCAAAAGUAUAGGAAGUUUGUUCCUGAAGAACAUCCGUUUGUUGAUUACUUUGAUGAGAAUAUGAUGGCCACCAAACUUUUUGCCCAGAAAGUUGAGAAUGAAGAACGAUCACAGCAAAAUGUCUGACCCAGGUAGAUGAUGAUGAUGAUGGUGAUUCAGUAUUUCUUUCAAAUUCGCCAUUUUUGUGAUGAUAAUAAUAACAGAGUUAUGAGAACAAUUUUCAGCUAUGUUUCAUAAACUUAAUCUAGAGAUAUUGAGUGUUGUAAGUUUCUAU
This is a messenger RNA of Impatiens glandulifera, 1263 nucleotides long. RefSeq names its product protein SLOW GREEN 1, chloroplastic-like. Gene Ontology annotation, molecular function: protein binding. The transcript has a single exon. Bases 72 to 1115 code for a protein of 347 amino acids. The record is from RefSeq and is a predicted model, not a curated record. NCBI's taxonomy places the organism in Eukaryota, Viridiplantae, Streptophyta, Magnoliopsida, Ericales, Balsaminaceae.